Hydra vulgaris (swiftwater hydra) is the source of this 2632-nucleotide messenger RNA. RefSeq lists its product as uncharacterized. The record is from RefSeq and is a predicted model, not a curated record. NCBI's taxonomy places the organism in Eukaryota, Metazoa, Cnidaria, Hydrozoa, Anthoathecata, Hydridae.
GACAUAGUUUUAUGAAUUUACUCGUUAAAAUAAUAUGUUCAUAAUGAGUUUAUAAUGUUUGGUUAUUUUAUAAACUUUAUUGUAAAAGUAAAUGCGCGUUUUAAGUGAUUAAAAACUCAAGAUAAUAUGGAAGUUGCUCAGAUGUCUACUUAUUCACCGAAUCAACAUUCACCAUACUAUUCUUCUCGAGAUUUAAAUGCAGAUAGCGAGUUAGUGACAUUACAUCCAUUAAUUAUUGGGAAACAUAUUGUUGUUUGUAUGCCAGAAGUUAAUAAAGUAUUACGAAAUGUUUAUCAAGUACUUUCUCAAGCUAAUUACUAUCUUUCAAAACAUGGCAUUAGCUCGCGAAGAUAUUCUGGUGCUCAACUGAUUCGUAUAAAAAUGCUUGGAAUUUUGGGUCAUGAUGCUAAAGUGUGCUCAUAUAUUCUUCAAGAAGAUGCUGAGAUGGUUUUUGAUAGUUUUGAUUUAACAGGGAAUAGUAGAAAAAGUUCUAAAAUAGUUUGGAUGGAUCCAGUUCUUUUGGAUGAAAAACCAAUGCCUAGUCCUCCUUCUAAACCAUGUGAGAUGAGAUCUUCUGAAGUAAUCCAGGAAUUUCCAAUUAAAGUUCAUCAAUUUCGUCUUGGUGAUGAUAUAAUUGUUUGUACACCUGAUGUACAAAAAGUUAUUCAAGUUACGUUUAACCAAGGAGCUGCAGGUUAUUACUUUUCCAAGCUUGGGAUAGUACCUUAUAAGUUUGUACAUUCUGCGCAUCUUGAUAAAAUUAAAGAGUUGCACAUAAUUAAAAGAUCUGCUGUUCAUUGUACAUAUGUUAUGAAAGAAGAUGCAUUAAAAGUUUUUGAUGCGUAUGGAAUGUCUUGUGAUGAGGUUGAAGAAAAAGUGAAGUUUUUAGAAGUAAUUGAUCUUGCAUUAGCAACUCCUUCUUGGAAACCUGUCAAAAUAAAGAAUGAAAGUCCAAACUCUAGUAUAAUAAAUGCUACACGUGAGAAUUCAAUUAGUCCAAGAAAUUCAACAUCUCCAAAACAACAACUCUUUUCGCCUGCAGAUACAGAAUUUGAAAUGCCUUUAGAUGAUGAUGGGGAAAUUCCUUUGUUUCAAGAUAAUGAUAUGGUUGUUCAUGUUUUUAUGGUAGAAAACGAAGAAGUUGUAUGUAUGCCUGACAUUCAUAAAAUUGUUCAAAGCAUCCAUGGAAACUCGAUUCAAGUUAAUUAUUACUUUAACAAACUUAAAGUUCACAAAAAAAGAUUUUGUUUUGCCCAUUUAAGAGAGUUAAAAAGUAGAAACAUUUUACAAAAUAAUGCAACAUAUUGCACUUAUGUACCAAGAGCAGAUGCUGAAAAAUUAUUCCAAAUUUAUUGUUUAGCAGGUGAUCCUAAACUUAGUGAAAUUACAUAUACAGAAACAAUAAAUUUAGACAGUAAAUUCAGUUCUGAAGAUUUAUGUGAUGAGAAUUCUUCAAGAAAUCCAGAUGACAAAGUAACUAUCCAUACUUUUGAUUUAGAUGGAAAUGUUGUUAUAACUACUCCAGAUGUACAUAAAUUAGUUGAUUUUUUAGAAGAACAGAGUGCCUCAUUAGACUAUCAUUUUCGAAAACUUGGAAUCAUAAAAUAUAGAUUUACAUAUUCUCAAUUGCAUCAAUUGCGGAGAUUAAAUGUGAUUAAAAGACCUACUGUUUGUACAUUCAUUAAUAAAACAGAUGUUAUGAGACUUCUUAGUAUGUAUGAAACAGAAAGAAACAGACAAAAAAUUAAAAACAUUGAUUUUCUUGAACCUAUUGUUCUUGCCCCAGGUAAAAACCAGCCAAGUAAGUCAAAGUUUGAUUUUGAUAACAGUUAUGAAACUCAGGAGUAUCAAUCGCCUUCAUCAAGGCAACAUUCUCCUUCAUUUGUUGAACCCCCAAAUACAACACAGCUCUCUAAGGGAGAAAUAUUAAGUCCUACUACCACUGCUAUGCAUCAUAUUCAAAAAAUUCAUCCCUCUAUAGAUUGCCCUAUCGUUAUACCAAAUGGUGAUUAUGAUCCUGGUAAAAUUUUAGCAGCAUCUGCAAGAUCUAUGCACAACGGUAAACGUUUUCACGACGACGAUGAUAACAAUGAAGUUGAUGUCUACAAAAAAUAUAAAUAUAAUGGCUAUCCUAGACAUGAAGAUCUUAUGAAAGACUUAAAUAGAAAAGAAAUUGAGUUGAGGAUACUUCAUGAUGGAUACCAACGCGAAAUAGAUGAAGAACAAAAUCGUCGACUACACAUUGAGAGAAAGUUUAAAGAAGCUGCCAAGUUUCAUAAAGAAGAAAUUGAAAACAUGAAGCAAAAACAGCAAGAACUUCUAAACGAAAUAUCAACACUUAGAGAAGAACUUCAAAACGAGCGUCUCAUACGUGAAAGUUUACAAAAAGAAUCGUUAUCAGAAAAUCGCUAGACUUUUGAAAAGAUUCGUUGACUCAAAUUCUGCUCUUUUAUAUGUAUAAACUAUGCUAAGUUUGAUAUCGAUAAAAUACAGUUUUUAAAAACGAAAAGCGACCUUAGCUAUUAUGUCUAUGACAUUUUUAAAGGAAAAUUUCUUAUUGAAUGAUUAUUUUGUACUUUUUAAGUUGUUUAUAAAAGAAGAAUAAAACGAUAUUGUUUGAAGUCUAAAAAAA